Messenger RNA from Peromyscus californicus insignis, 177 nucleotides. RefSeq names its product keratin-associated protein 20-2-like. The record is from RefSeq and is a predicted model, not a curated record. The coding region runs from base 1 to 177 and encodes 58 amino acids. Lineage: Eukaryota; Metazoa; Chordata; Mammalia; Rodentia; Cricetidae. The transcript has a single exon.
AUGUGUUACUAUGGCGGAUACUAUGGUGGCCUGGGCUAUGGCUAUGGUGGCCUAGGCUAUGGCUAUGGUUGUGGCUAUGGCUGUGGCUGUGGAGGCUAUGGUGGCUAUGGUGGCUACGGUUAUGGCUGCUGCCGCCCACUGUGCUGUAGAAGGUACUGGACCUGUGGCUUCUACUGA